UUAUAUUAUCGUGACUUUGAGGUGAAUAUGGCGCUACAAUUUGAGGGGGUACCGGCAGGUGUCAGUGAAAAACAACAGCAGUUUAUUCGUGAAGUGCUACAAAAAAGAGGAUUUGAAAAUAACAAGGUGGUGUUCGAACCAGCUGGCAAGGCUGGUGAUAACUAUGCAGCCACCGUUUUGAGAAUAACAGUUAUUGUUCAAGAUGGCAAUGACUUCAAGAUGAUCGCCAAAGUCGCACCACAACUUGAGGCUGUACGUACCGGUUUGAAAACACCAUAUCUGUUCAAUAACGAAAUAAUUAUGUACGAACAAGUGCUACCAAAGUUUAAAAGUCUGCAAGAAGAAGCUGGCGUAUCAGAAAAUGAAAUUUUGCGGUAUGCUCAUUGUUACGGUUGCCUUUCGGAAGAACCAAACGAAGUGAUUUUGCUUGAGGACUUAAAACCUUUAGAUUACGUAAUGCUGGAUAGGCGUGCGCCGAUGAGCAAUGAAGCCGUGUUGCUGGUUCUCAAAAACUUUGCUACUAUACAUACCAUGUCAUAUGUUUUAAAACAUUUGGAACCAGAAACGUAUGAAAAUUUUAGUAACAGAUUGACUGAUGUGUGGAAAUUAAUGACAAAUGAGGAGGACCUAAUGGUGUUUUUGGCGUUAGCUGAACAAAGUGCUCUCGAAGUAUUAGAUGACGAGGAAUACAAAAAAUACAUACGCGGUGUUGUUUCUCAAAUGAAUGCACAAUUGCCUAAAAUUAAGAAACACGAGAACCCUAAAUAUUUAAUAAUUCAGCAAGGUGACUCCUGGACAAAUAAUAUCAUGUUCCAACUUGAUGAAGGCAAGCCCUCGAAUGCCAUCAUGAUCGACUACCAGCUGGCCAACGAGAACAGUCCAGUGGCCGAUUUCCUUUACUUCAUCUUCUGCUGUACAGACCACGCCAGCAGGUCAGAACAUUACCAAGAUUGGAUAAGCUUCUACCACGAUCAGCUUGACAAAUCAUUAUCCAACUACGGUUUGAAGGCCAACUACAUUUAUCCAAAGGAUCAGCUGGACGCAGAUCUCAAGAGAUAUUCCAAGUGGUUCUUAGGAUCGGCAGUUGUGCUGCAAAGUAUACUGAUGAGGAAUCCAGAAGAAGCCGCUCAGAUGCACGAAGCGAUGACGAAAUUUGAUGAGGAAAAAUUGGAAGGUAUGUCAAAGGAGACUCUUAGCGGAGAUACCAUCGCUCUGUUCAAAAGUGCACUUCAUGGUCUAAUAGACAGCUACCGUCAGUUUGGAUACUAUCGUGACUUUGAGGUGAAUAUGGCGUUACAAUUUGAGGGGGUACCGGCAGGUGUCAGUGAAAAACAACAGCAGUUUAUUCGUGAAGUGCUACAAAAAAGAGGAUUUGAAAAUAACAAGGUGGUGUUCGAACCAGCUGGCAAGGCUGGUGAUAACUUUGUAGCCACCGUUUUGAGAAUAACAGUUAUUGUUCAAGAUGGCAAUGACUUCAAGAUGAUCGCCAAAGUCGCACCACAACUUGAGGCUGUACGUACCGGUAUGAACACAUCAUAUUUGUUCAAUAACGAAAUAAUUAUGUACGAACAAGUGCUACCAAAGUUUAAAAGUCUGCAAGAAGAAGCUGGCGUAUCAGAAAAUGAAAUUUUGCGGUAUGCUCAUUGUUACGGUUGCCUUUCGGAAGAACCAAACGAAGUGAUUUUGCUUGAGGACUUAAAACCUUUAGAUUACGUAAUGCUGGAUAGGCGUGCGCCGAUGAGCAUUGAAGCCGUGUUGCUGGUUCUCAAAAACUUUGCUACUAUACAUUCCAUGUCAUAUGUUUUAAAACAUUUGGAACCAGAAACGUAUGAAAAUUUUAGUAACAGAUUGACUGAUGUGUGGAAAUUAAUGACAAAUGAGGACCAAAUGAUGUUUUUGGCGCAAGUUGAACAAAGUGCUCUCGAAGUAUUAGAUGACGAGGAAUACAAAAAAUACAUACGCGGUGUUGUUUCUCAAAUGAAUGCACUAUUGCCUAAAAUUAAGAAACACGAGAACCCUAAAUAUUUAAUAAUUCAGCAAGGUGACUCCUGGACAAAUAAUAUCAUGUUCCAACUUGAUGAAGGCAAGCCCUCGAAUGCCAUCAUGAUCGACUACCAGCUGGCCAACGAGAACAGUCCAGUGGCCGAUCUCCUUUACUUCGUCUUCUGCUGUACAGACCACGCCAUCAGGUCUGAACAUUACCAAGAUUGGAUAAGCUUCUACCACGAACAGCUUGACAAAUCAUUAUCCAACUUCGGUUUGAAGGCCAACUACAUUUAUCCAAAGGAUCAGCUGGACGCAGAUCUCAAGAGAUAUUCCAAGUUGUUCUUAGGAUCGGCAGUUCUGCUGCAAAGUAUGCUGAUGAGGAGUCCAGAAGAAGCCGCUCAGAUGCACGAAGCGUUAACGAAUUUUGAUGUGGAAAAAAUGGAGGGUAUGUCAGUGGAGACUCUUAGCGGAGAUACCAUCGCUCUGUUCAAAAGUGCACUUCAUGGUCUAAUAGACAGCUACCGUCAGUUUGGAUACGUUUCCUAAGCUACUAGAUUCUCCAAGCCAAGAUGAAGGAAGUUAAAGCAAGCAUUGCUAAGUAGGAUAUUGUCCGUAUUCACAAACAUUACUAUGAGGUCUUACAGUGCGCGUGGACGCAAAGGGUGACACACGACCCAAUCACAGAGCUCUAUUCAACGCUGUGCGUUUGAUUUGCUGCUUCACAUAAGCAAGCAUCGUAUGUGAAUACGUGAAUUUUGUUUAAGGAUAAUAGUGCGUUAUUUCGAAAGAUUGCCCACCGUAAGAUGCAAAUAAAAUAAUGUGAAUUAA
Ostrinia nubilalis (European corn borer) is the source of this 2814-nucleotide messenger RNA. RefSeq lists its product as uncharacterized. The coding region runs from base 28 to 2532 and encodes 834 amino acids. The record is from RefSeq and is a predicted model, not a curated record. The transcript is spliced from 4 exons. NCBI's taxonomy places the organism in Eukaryota, Metazoa, Arthropoda, Insecta, Lepidoptera, Crambidae.